CCCGCCGCGGAGCGCUCAGUUCGACGCGCACCGGCCUACGAGCCGCACGUGUGUUGUAUACCGCUCCGCUCGCUCCGUAUAUUCUACGCGUACGUACGCAACUCUACUUGUGCACACCAUUGUAUACGAUCCUGCCGACUUACGAGUGUACAGCCGUAUACGCAUAUGUACAAUAAAGGAACCGGUCGAAAAUCCAAAAGGCUGUCACGGUUAACAAUACCAGCGAUGAACUUACUCCACAGUGCAGCUGCAUCAAGGCUCGUUGUUGUCAUUUCGUUAUUGCCGGGGGAAAGCGCGCAGCGGUGCAACAACAACGCAACGCUCGCCGAGUCCGAGUGACAGCGUUCGUUCGUUCGUUCGUUUGCGCCGUGAAAUGACGAGCGAGAAAUGCACUACUGCUACGCCAGCCGGGAAGAGGAUCGGUGAAAUUUGCUGAAUGAGGGAGAGGAAGAGGUGCGCGAUAUUCCAUCGCGAGUGUGUACUUGUACGAAUACACGCGUAUUUCGAGUAGUGCCGCGCAGUGUGUCGUAUUGUAUACCUAACAAUUGUUGUGCUAAAAACAGAGAGAGAUAUAAACGCGUGUGUGUAUACACAGAGGGUUUGUUUACAGAAUUUGCCCAAGUGCCCCUAUUCAUAACCUCUCGGGUAUAAGUAUAGUACCGACUCGAGGCAUCGCAAUCGAGGCUCGAAGAUGAGCGAGACGUCGCCGAAGGUCGAGUUCGCCCUGGGCAGCGAGGUGUCACCAGGGCACUUCUUCAAGAGCACCUUCGCCCGAUCAUUCGUCACGAGCCGCGCCGACUCGAGCAAGUCUCUGGACUACGAGUUUGGUUAUGACACCGGAACCAUAGUCGAGGAGGAGCAUCAGCAGCAACACUCGCCCGGCCGUUGCCAUUUCAACAGCAGUAUUAACAGUGCUGCUAGUCAUAGUGCUGGAAAUAGCAGCUUCUACUCGCUCGUGGAUUUCGGCCCGGAGACCGAGCAGCCCAACUCGGCUGUCUGGAGCGUUGGACAGCAGCGAAGUCCCGUCAGCGGAGCGACGCAGCCGACGUCGGAGCUCAACGAGCUGGAAAAACUGCGAAAGCAAUGCCAGACCCUAACGGAGGAGAACGAGAGGCUGCAGGCGAGCCUGAGGACUCAGCCGGCCCACGUGCAGGUGAUCGACAACGUCUACCUCCAGAACCAAGUCGACACGCUUCAGUGGCAGCUCAAGCAGAGCGAGGCCAACCGACAGAUGUACCGAUCGCUGAUGGAGCAAGUGGUACGUUUCCUGGACCGAGCCCGCAAGAGCCUGGACAUCAUCCACGAGAAGUCUGCGUCCAAGCGAAACAGCAACAGUCACAACAACUCCAGUCUCAAAGAAAAAUCCAGAGUUCCUCGUUCACGUAGCGUGCACGCCGUCCACGCUGACCACAACGGCUCGCCAAACCGCUGCAUGACUGCCAGUUCGUCUUGCGCCUCAUCCACCACGUCCUCUGGCUCGUCCGCCUCGUCGACGUCCUCGUCAUCGUCGCGUUUCAGUCGCGCCAAAUCCGUAGCGCAAAUCUCGGGCAAUGGCAGCAGCGGUACCACCUCGGGACUGAGGGAUUUCACCUGGUCGGUGCUGAGGAGGAACGAUCCAGUGCACUGCACACCACCCAGAACAAAGCCACCUCCACCGCCGGUUCCACAGGCAUCGGUCAGUGUCCAGGAUGUGAACAAGACGCAGGACAGCGUUGUCUACAGGAGGCCCAAGCAGUCGGAACUGGACCCCGAUGACGUGCCACCGGAGAAGCUGUCGCAGGAAGCUUUCAGAUUGAUGCGAACGGUGCAGUCGCUCCUGGUGAUGCGCGAGCCCGAUCUCGCGCGCCUCGGCAGCAGUCAGGAAGUUAAUGGCGGCAUCUCUCCCCUUCCCCUGGACCAGCACCCCGCGAAUAUGUCAUCCCUGUCGCUUCACAGCAACUUCGCCAACUCGACGGCGUUGCAGCAGGAUAUCAGCUCGACGUCCACGACGGCGACGACGCUAUCCGGCGGCUCGAGCAGCGAAGGCCGCGGAACCGACGGCAGUUCUUGCACCGACGACGAGAUAAAUCGCACCAUUUUCGGAGGCGCCAACAACGCCAGCAGCAAACUGGCCAGCAACGGAAGCAGCGCCAACGUGUCGACGACAACGCUAAUGAGCCCCGGUGCGAGGCAGUCCAUUGACGCGACGUCCUUGAAUUCUGCCAGUAGCAAGAAUACAGAGGACGACGACUGCGUCAGCUCGUCCAGGAAUUCAAACUUGUCAGGUCUCGCUCACAAGCAGGAUAGCGGCUGCGCUCUUCAGCAGAACGGCUAUCACGUUCAGGCACCUACGUCCACGCCGCACAAUCGCAGGCUCAAGAAGCUGGACAGAAAGGAGUUGCAUCUGAAGUCGCUCAGAGACUGGGCCCUCGGCAACUCGAGCAGCUCGGUAACGUCGCGACCGAAGCCGGCGGCGAGCGUGAGCAGCGCCGAGGACGAGAGCGGUUUCUCGUCGAUGUCGUCGUUCCAGGAGGUGGGCCUGCCCCACGUCGUGGCCAACCUCUCGCCCAUCAAGGGCGGCUGCCAUACCGAGGUCGGCCUGCCCGAGGUGCCGAUCGAGAAGACACGCCACAGGCGCUGGUCGUCGACGCCUGCCGAGUUCCAGGCGCUCUUCAAGCGCCACAGCGGAAGCUUCGCCAGCAACGGACAGACGACCGCGGAAUCCCUCAGCGUCUGGGUGUAAACCGCGAGAGAGUAUUGGGGCCAUCGAUUCUGAUCUAGAAACUGCGAUUCACUCCAACUUCCUAUAUACUGAUAUAAUCUAAUUGUGCUUAUGAUCCGAAGCUUUUCUAUGAAAAUAUUUGAAGAAAAAUGCCUAGUUUUUGUCCGAUAUUUUCGUGGAUUUUUUAAGAUGAUUGUUAAUAUUGUUACCGAUUGUCAACAGAAAUUACGAAUUUUGUUGAGGAUAUAAUCAAUAACGGUAUAGUGCAGAACGUAAGUGAAUAGCAGUUUCAUAUAGUGAAUCGUACGUUGCCCCUCACGCGUACAGGGUAAAUUUCAUCAAGUGCUUGCGAGAAGCAACUCCGAAAUGUGGAAAUCUAUGUUGAAUUCGUGCAAUGAUAGUAUUUUCACUCUGUAUUUGAUGAUAAAUCAAGCGAGAUGAUUUAGAAGCUUUAUUAUGAAAAGUGAACAUGCUACUAUACUUAUCUUUUGUAUACUGGCAAUCUCGUGGAGUCUUCGCGAUGUAUUUCGUUGUCAGUUUAUAUAGCCAUUACAUGCAGAUUUGCGGAGAUCAAGUAUAUAGUUUUUCAUUAUAUGUAUACAAUUUUUGUAAAGAAUUAGUAAGAAUAUUCUCGCUUGGAACUUUUACAUUUUUACAGGUAGCUUUUUACAUGGAAGCGACAAACAAAUGUUCUUGCAUUUUGCAUAAUAACUGUAAUAUAUAGAUGAAUGAGGAGAGCAACGCAUGUUGCCAGGAUGAGAGAGAUGAUCUACCGAGCAGUCUUUUGCCGACAAAAUAUUCUGUCAAAAUUUAAUUUCAAUCGCACCUAUAAGUCGUGCUUUGCAACGCAUUACAAAAUUGACUAAAACUGCUACAGCAUUCCUAUCGAAAUAAGUUAAUCGAGUAAAAAUAAAAAUGCACUGACGGUAGAGCACAGAUCGGUAACGUAGCUUAAAUCAGCAUCGGUAUUUUUGUAUGCGACAUGAAUAAGUAUUUAUUAACAGCUUCUACAUUUCGUCAGAUGUCUGUUCAAACUAAAGUUUUUGCUACAUUCAAACGGCAUAUUGUUUUGCAAAAAGUGUUUGUUACCGUUUAUUAUUUCUUGAAUAAAACUUACGAGGAAGUAAGAUGAUCAGUUCGUCGGCGAUAAUGUUUUAGUGUUAAUUCUCGUCUCUGUUAACAGCGAAUCUUGUAGUUUCGGUAUAGCAGCGCCAAAAAUGCUUCUCCGGUGACUGAUAAAAAAUUUGGACUUACUUUUUUUGUACAUAGUAAUUAAUAUUUUUGCGCUUUAUUAAUAUUCGUAUUGUUAUCUGUAGUUCUCCGCUCGCUUAUAAUUAGUACAGCCGUAUAUUGAUUAGAAAUGAAUGGUGAACCUGAAGUUUUCUGAUCGUUUGAUUUGAUCACGAUUAUCUGUUUCUAUUUAACUUCAAAACGAAGAUUAUUUUUUCUGUAUUUCGUUAAAAGCAGAUGUUUUAAGCAGCGACAUUGUAAUAUUCAUAAGAUAUUUAUAUUACAUGUGUAAUCCAUUAGAUAAUUUUUUGGAUUCUAUAUUUCUUAUUGUUGCGUCUUUAAAUAUUCUUAGGUAGCUAAGAAAAGAUCGUAUAAACUUUAUUAGAUAUUAAAGAAUGCCGUGUCAACGAGGAAAAGUGAAGUAAAGAGUAUGAAUAUAGAAUAUCUCAAGGCAAACAAUGUGCAUGCGUUAAGAUUGAAUUGAAAUCAUUUUUAAAUUUUACACUUUGCAUUUAUAUCCAUACUGUUGUUAUUGUUUUUCGCCUUGAUCGAUGCCGUUAUAUCAUUACUCUUUUUACUUUGACCUAGCACGAAAUAUAUUACAGCAUGAAGUGCCGAUUGAUAAAUGUGUUGCAUGAAGUGAGGUACAAAUUUGAGUUGAAUGAUACCUCGUUUUUAUAGUACAUCGAGUGCUAAAUCAAUUGAAGCUGCAUUUCAUUUUUUGGUGUUUUUUUUUACAAUUUGACUUUUUUUUAAUUUAUACAUUAUUUUUUGUGAAAUCUUUUCAAGUGGCGAAUUUUGUGAAUGAUCAUGCAAGUAUGCACAAUGUUGUACUUGGGUAGGGCAACAUGCGUCGAGUGAUGAUUUCACGCGCAUUUUUGACAAUUGUACUCUGGUUAUAAGACUCGAAGCACACUCGUAUUUUUUGCUAUAAAAGCUGAUAUCCUUGUAAAAUCGAGAAAUGCUGUAAAUUAAACAUUCAAUUUCAUCUAAA
Nasonia vitripennis (jewel wasp) is the source of this 4925-nucleotide messenger RNA. Its product is annotated as flocculation protein FLO11. The coding region runs from base 692 to 2722 and encodes 676 amino acids. The record is from RefSeq and is a predicted model, not a curated record. NCBI's taxonomy places the organism in Eukaryota, Metazoa, Arthropoda, Insecta, Hymenoptera, Pteromalidae. The transcript has 6 exons.